CACACGCCCAUUGGCAGACAGGGCCACACCUCACGGCUCUGGGGAAGGCCACAGACCUCAGCUGUACGAGCGGAGCCUGGACUAGAGGAACUUUCCGCAAGACUCAGGGCACAGAGCCCCACGGCCACUACUGCCUGCGGGCCGGAGGCGGAGGGGAGCGCCGGCGGCUGCAGGUACGCUGCGCACCCACAUUAGGGCCUGGGCGGUGCAGCGGCGGCGGGAGGGUCCUGGGAACCGCAGCCGCCAGAGCCAGUGUGUGAGCCGGCCGGCCCCGGCAAGCCGCAUCCCCCGGCCGCCCCUCGUAGCCUCCUUGCUCCCUGGCAGCCGCCGCCUCCCUCAGGCAGCCCAGCCGGGCGCUCGCGGCAGGACCUCCCCGCAGCCCGCCUCGGCCCGGAACAUGGCUGCGCGCCCUGCCGCCACCCUCGCCUGGUCGCUACUGCUCCUCUCCUCAGCCCUGCUCCGCGAAGGCUGCCGAGCGCGCUUCGCUGCCGAGCCGGACUCGGAGGACGACGGAGAGGAGCCGGUGGUUUUCCCGGAGUCGCCCCUGCAGAGCCCCACGGUGCUCGUGGCGGUCCUCGCCCGCAACGCGGCGCACACGCUGCCGCACUUCCUCGGCUGCCUGGAGCGGCUGGACUACCCCAAGAGCAGGAUGGCCAUCUGGGCAGCCACCGAUCACAAUGUGGAUAAUACAACAGAAAUACUCAGGGAGUGGCUGAAAAAUGUACAGAGACUCUAUCACUAUGUCGAGUGGAGGCCUAUGGAUGAACCGGAGUCUUACCCUGAUGAAAUUGGACCAAAGCACUGGCCAAGCUCCCGGUUUGCCCAUGUGAUGAAACUACGACAGGCAGCCCUUCGAACUGCGAGGGAAAAAUGGUCAGACUACAUUCUGUUCAUAGAUGUUGACAAUUUCCUGACUAAUCCACAGACCCUCAAUCUACUGAUUGCAGAAAACAAAACUAUUGUGGCCCCCAUGCUGGAGUCUCGGGGCCUGUAUUCUAAUUUCUGGUGCGGAAUCACCCCUAAGGGCUUCUAUAAGAGGACCCCAGACUACGUUCAGAUUAGAGAAUGGAAGAGGUCAGGCUGCUUCCCCGUCCCCAUGGUCCACUCCACCUUCCUAAUUGACCUCAGGAAGGAGGCCUCGGACAAGCUGACUUUCUACCCCCCACACCAGGACUACACCUGGACCUUUGAUGACAUCAUUGUCUUUGCCUUCUCCAGCAGGCAAGCAGGCAUCCAGAUGUACCUCUGCAACAGAGAGCACUAUGGUUACCUGCCCAUCCCCCUGAAGUCCCAUCAGACACUGCAGGAAGACAUCGAGAACCUGAUCCAUGUGCAGAUUGAAGCAAUGAUUGACCGUCCUCCAAUGGAACCCUCCAAGUAUGUCUCACUUGUCCCUAAAUAUCCAGACAAGAUGGGAUUUGAUGAGAUUUUCAUGAUAAACCUCAAACGCAGAAAGGACAGGCGGGACCGGAUGCUGCGCACACUGUAUGAGCAGGAGAUUGAGGUCAAGAUUGUCGAAGCUGUGGAUGGAAAGGCACUCAACACAAGCCAGCUGAAGGCACUGAAUAUUGAAAUGCUGCCUGGCUAUCGAGAUCCCUAUUCCUCCAGGCCUCUAACGAGGGGUGAAAUCGGCUGCUUUCUCAGCCACUACUCAGUCUGGAAAGAGGUAAUUGAUCGAGAGCUAGAGAAGACUCUUGUAAUUGAAGACGAUGUGCGUUUUGAGCAUCAGUUUAAGAAGAAGCUGAUGAAGCUGAUGGAUGACAUUGACCAGGCUCAGCUGGACUGGGAACUAAUUUAUAUUGGCAGGAAGAGGAUGCAAGUAAAGGAACCAGAGAAAGCCGUGCCCAAUGUGGCAAACCUGGUCGAAGCCGACUAUUCCUACUGGACCCUGGGCUACGUCAUCUCUCUGGAAGGAGCACAGAAGCUGGUUGGAGCCGAUCCUUUUGGGAAGAUGCUGCCAGUGGAUGAGUUUCUGCCAAUCAUGUACAACAAGCAUCCUGUAGCUGAGUACAAGGAGUAUUAUGAAUCCAGGGACCUGAAAGCCUUCUCUGCAGAACCCUUGCUCAUCUACCCUACGCACUACACAGGCCAGCCGGGGUACCUGAGUGACACCGAGACCUCCACCAUCUGGGACAAUGAGACAGUGGCCACCGACUGGGAUAGGACACAUGCCUGGAAGUCCCGGAAGCAAAGUCGUAUCUACAGCAGUGCCAAGAACACAGAGGCCCUGCCACCGCCAACCUCCCUGGACACCGUGCCUUCGAGGGAUGAGCUAUGAAGCCUCCCUGGGAGUGUGACCCACAUCGGUUCAACAUCCUUUGGUUUUUCUAAAGGGCUAUUCAUCCGUUCGCUCCAGUUUUCUGUUUUGUUUUUAGUGGUCACAGUCAUCUAACCAAAGUGAUCUCAUGUGAUAAAUCGAAAUUAACAUACUUUUGACAGUGGAGGGAAAUAAGGAAAUUCAACACAAAUUUCCCAAGAUGGCUAAAAGACAGGCUUUCUGGAAACUGUUAAGAUAAACUGUAAUCCAGACACCUAAUUCUUCAGUCCACUACCCGUGUGACACUGAUUCCCACAUUGAGGUUGAACAACAUGGCUCAGAGUCUUGUUUAAGAGAAAGUGAUCACCAAGCUGUCCCAUCAGCAAAUAGGUAGUCAAGGCAGCCAGGCCAACUAGACCCACACUUAUUGGUCUAGCUGGUCCAUUUUAUGUGACAGAUGGGACCUUGAAAACGCCAAACCAAUUGGACAACCUUCAUUGGUCUAGUUUCUCCGUUUUAUAUGACAUUGAAAACUUGUGUAUGCAACGUUUGGGGGACAGGAAUCAAUCACUUAAAAUCAUAUUUAUUUGGCUUUUUAUUUAAAGGAUUCUGUCACGAUCCUUAUUGAAAAGUCGAUUUAAAAAAAAAAAAAAAACUUAGUCCUUGUUAUCUAAUAGGGAUGGGUAUUUGGGUCUGGCUGAGACUUGGCCUGUGACCAUCAUGACAGCUGGAGCUCCCAUAUAGAGGUGACCAGUUUGCCAUGUGGAUAUAAUUUAGUAGACAUUUGACAGUUUGUGUAGGUAUUGGAGGGGAAAAACUCAACAUUUGUCUUUUUUUAUUAUGGCCACUUGGGUCAGGAUGCUCUAUUUAUAAAGAUAAAUGUAAUAUAUGAAGGGUGAGGGCUGGCUGUGCGUCCUGCCCUGUCCCGGGUUUGCGCGCUGCUACAGAGCUUCACGCUCUCCGCUCCACCCCUUAGCCUGAGAACCCACCGCAGGUGUGAGUUCUAUGAGUCACUGCUAGGAGACAGAGCACAUUUUCAGGCCAGCAACUAUUCUUGCCAGGGUUUUUCUUUAUAUUUUGAAUUAUUUAUUUUGCAAAAUGUGGCGAAGACAUUGUCUUUAGGAUAAGGCAGAGAAACAGAUGUUGCAGACUUCCAUGGCACCCAGGGGAGAAGUGGGUGUGGACACAUUGGUUCGGCAAUCUGAUUCUCCUGAAUUUCCCAGCCAGGCUCUUUCAGGGAGGCCUGUGGAUGGGGGAUUCGAACUGUUUGGAAACAAAUGAUUCUCUAUCUCAGGUGAGAAACCUGGUCAGAAACAAAGGGCUGGUCAACUGAUUUAGGCCAGCAACCAGGGAAGCUCUUGGAAUCAGAAUCCCGGCAGACACCCUUUCUCAAAAGAUAUCCCCUGAGAGUCCUUUCUGCUUUCUUCACAGAUUGAUUUUAUGUAAAAUGCAGAGUUGGACUACACGAUUUCUUCCCACUCCACAAUCUGUCAUCCUAGUAUAGAUCCUGGUGGUUUUCCUCAAGUUUAUGUUCUCACGCCCUCAAUCUAUAAAUUUUUGUCUCCAGAAAAACCCUCCCAGGCAUCCCAUACAAGCACCAUUCCUCGUCAGUGUCCAUGCACCAUGCAGCCAUAUGGGGGGCCGUGCACACCCCAAAUCCUGAGCUUCACACUUAAACUCAUGGGGAAGGCCCUUCAGAGCAGAGCCCACAGGCGGGUGGUGUUACAUACACAAGCUUAGUGUACGAGUGUAAGAUAAACUUUAAACCAGAUACGUAAUUCUUCAGUUCACUGCCCAUGUGAUACUGAUUCCCACAUUAAGGUUGAACAGCAUGGCUCAGAGUCUAGAGAAAGUGAUCACCAAGCUGUCCCAUCAGCAAAUAGGUAGUCAAGGCAGCCAGGUAGCCUCACCUCCCCAGGCGAGGAGCGGGUCCCCACUUUAGGACAAUAGGCAGCUUGCCUUCCACCAGACACCAGCCUCAGCCUUCCUUCCCGACUCACUGUGGGUACUGUUCUACGCUGACCAGCAAGCCAGGCCGCUGAGGGAAGGGAUCUCGCCCAGCUCUAAAUUGUGCCGCUUAGACUUAGCAGUCAGUGUGACUUCCUUUCCCACCCACCCCCAGAAAAACAGAAAGCGCAUCUGGGGAGCGAGCGAAAAUUCCUUAGGUGAUUCCUAAGAUUUCCUUGGGUAUCUGGUUUUUGUUUUCAUAUUUGAGUGUGUGCAUGUGUGCAUGACUUUAAUGAUUUUUUUAACGGGGUGGGAGGUAGCUGGGGUGCUGGGGUUGAAGGAAGUUUGGGUUGAUUUUUGUGGUGUUUUGUUUAAUAAAGAAGUUUUUUUUUUUCCUGUUCCCCUGUCAGCUGGUCUGACAGAUUUAAGAACUCUCACUCUUAAAAGACAUUGGACUUAAAUUCUAGCAUUUUAGACUAGGACUGUUCUACUGUGAAGUUCUGGCUCCUUUAGCCCAGUUUGUUUCUCCCUGCUCAGGUCUAGAAUCUCAAGCAGUAUUCUUUUCUGGUGAACAUUGUGAGCUGAAGAUGUGACUUUUUUUUUUAAAGUCAUCUCUUUAGCAAUCCAGAGGUUCCUCGACCUCAUUAUUUGUCCUAUCUCUCCCUUAUAGUCCUAAACCAAGACAGUUGACCUUUGCAGUGUCACGUGAGGCCGUCAGUAUAGAGGCCUUUGCAUCUGGCCCUGGCACCCGCUGUCUGCCUCUGGAAGCUAAAGCCUGUCUGGAUUCCUCUUGGGAUCUAACGUGGGAUCUUCUGGACAGACAACCGUGACGUCAGCAGUGCUGGUGCUGCUGUGUGUGGACUGAACACCUGCGCUUUGCAGGGGACGCACUGCAUGGGCCCCGCUUGCGGUUCACUCAGGCCUGCUGCAGGAGCUCUGGAGAACCAGAAACAGCGGACAGCCAGCACACUGCAUCAUCUGUCUUGUGUGCUGUUUCAGGGCGGGAAGUGAUAAACUAUUUGCCUUCUGGAGCUCUUUGUGAAAAAUUAAAAAAAAAACUUAACUCAACGA
Macaca mulatta (Rhesus monkey) is the source of this 5275-nucleotide messenger RNA. RefSeq names its product collagen beta(1-O)galactosyltransferase 2 (gene COLGALT2). The record is from RefSeq and is a predicted model, not a curated record. Lineage: Eukaryota; Metazoa; Chordata; Mammalia; Primates; Cercopithecidae. Gene Ontology annotation, molecular function: procollagen galactosyltransferase activity.